Messenger RNA from Cavenderia fasciculata, 558 nucleotides. It is a transcript of the gene racH, whose product is annotated as Rho GTPase. Lineage: Eukaryota; Evosea; Eumycetozoa; Acytosteliales; Cavenderiaceae. The transcript has 4 exons. Gene Ontology annotation, biological process: actin filament organization; small GTPase-mediated signal transduction; establishment or maintenance of cell polarity. The coding region runs from base 1 to 558 and encodes 185 amino acids. Gene Ontology annotation, molecular function: GTP binding; GTPase activity; protein kinase binding. Gene Ontology annotation, cellular component: cytoskeleton; cell cortex; cell projection. The record is from RefSeq and is a predicted model, not a curated record.
AUGGUUAAAGAUAUCAAAGUUAUGGUCGUAGGUGACAUGAGUGUCGGCGAUUAUGUUCCAACUGUCUUUGAUAACUAUAAUGCCAAUGCAAUUGUAAAUAGUACACCUGUCAAUCUUGGUUUGUGGGAUACUGCAGGAUCAGAAGAAUAUAAUAGUUUUAGACCACUUAGUUAUCCAGGUACCGAUGUUUUCCUUAUUUGUUUCAGUCUUAUAUCACAACUUAGUUUUGAAAAUGUUAUCAAAAAAUGGUAUGCAGAAAUUACACAAAAUAUGGAUGUAGUACCACCAAUCAUAUUGGUAGGAACUAAAUUGGAUUUAAGAUCAAAGCAAAAGAUCAAUGGUGAGGACCCAGUUACAGUAGAGAUGGGAGAACAAAUGAGAGCAGAGAUUGGAGCCUUUAAAUAUUGUGAAUGUUCUGCAUUGACUCAGGAUGGUUUGACAAAUGUUUUUGAAGAAGCUGGUAGAGUUGUCCUCUUUCCACCUUCAAAGGAAGAAUUGGCUGCCCAAAAUAAGAAAGGAAAAGAUGGAAAAGAUCCAAAGAAUUGUAUUAUACAAUAA